GUCAACUGUCAAAAGUCUUGUUUUUGCGAACACUUGGGAGAUCGUUAUAUUAUAAGAAAAAAGUUAUUUACCAUCGAAUAAAUGACGAAAGUAGCGGAUAACGUUAACCCUAACGUGUACGAGAAAGAAUCUGAACGGGAAAUAACCUCCGCAGAUCAUAAUGAAGAGAUUACAGACGAUUUUGACGAGAGGGAAAUUUUCGAUUUAAUUCGCAAUAUUAAUGACCCUGAACAUCCUUUAACGCUGGAGGAGCUACGAGUUGUUGAGGAAAAGAAUAUAUCGGUAGAUAAUAAGAAGAAUGAAGUCCUUGUACAUUUUACACCUACCAUACCUCACUGCAGUAUGGCUACAUUGAUUGGUCUGUCUAUCCGAGUGCAGCUACUCCGAGCGUUACCAAGUCGAUUUAAAGUGACUGUGGAAGUGUCAGAAGGUACCCAUGUCUCGGAACAUGCGGUGAACAAACAACUGGCUGACAAAGAGAGAGUUGCAGCCGCGUUAGAGAAUAACAACUUAGUACAGAUAAUAAAUCAAUGUGUUGCCGCUGGAGCAUAGAUAAAAAA
Papilio polytes (common Mormon) is the source of this 560-nucleotide messenger RNA. RefSeq names its product MIP18 family protein CG7949 (gene galla-2). Lineage: Eukaryota; Metazoa; Arthropoda; Insecta; Lepidoptera; Papilionidae. Gene Ontology annotation, cellular component: cytosolic [4Fe-4S] assembly targeting complex. Gene Ontology annotation, biological process: iron-sulfur cluster assembly. Bases 82 to 552 code for a protein of 156 amino acids. The transcript is spliced from 2 exons. The record is from RefSeq and is a predicted model, not a curated record.